Messenger RNA from Seriola aureovittata, 9163 nucleotides. Its product is annotated as IQ motif and SEC7 domain-containing protein 1-like. Gene Ontology annotation, molecular function: guanyl-nucleotide exchange factor activity; protein binding. Gene Ontology annotation, biological process: actin cytoskeleton organization; regulation of ARF protein signal transduction. The transcript has 18 exons. The record is from RefSeq and is a predicted model, not a curated record. Bases 3630 to 9068 code for a protein of 1812 amino acids. Lineage: Eukaryota; Metazoa; Chordata; Actinopteri; Carangiformes; Carangidae.
UAUCUUUUAAGGUCAUAUAUUCAUGGUGUUUAUGGGAUUCAUUUCUUGGUUAAUCAUAAGACAAUACUGAAAAACGUCAAUCACAUGGUGCUAAAGUCCAGGGCGACGUCGCUGUGUCACGUUUGUCUGAUCAACAGUUAAAAACCAAGAGAUCUUCAGAUUAUUAUCGCAGAAGAGAAAGAAAAGAUGAAAACAGGAAAUCUUUGUCAUUUUGCUUGUAAAAUUACUUAAAUGAUGAACUGAUCAAAAUGAUUUAAUUACUAUUUAUACAGUAUAGCAUCCCAGACAUGAGUUUAUGUGUCAGGUGAAAUGUUAAUAAUGUUAUUGGUGUAGAAUUGAGGCUUUAAUUGUUUCAGUCAAUUUAAAAGCAAAAUACCAAACAUUUGCUGGUUCCCCCGUCUCAGAUGUGAGAAUUUCCAGCUUUUCUUUGUCACAUAUGACAGAGAAUUAAUCAAAUAACUAUUAUAUUUUUGUUUUUGGGCUGUUGGUAAAACACAAAGCAAGAUGUUUUAGGGCAUUAUUUUUGGUUUAAAGCGGUUAUAAUCCAUAUAUAACAGUACAUUAAAUGACAAUGUGUAAACUCCCCUUGGCCUUGUGGAUCUUAGUGAGUUUCUGCUCAUUGUUCAUCAGUCUGGACACAGCUUUACUGUUGUGGUUCACUCUCUCUGCUCUCAUAGGCAGCUGUGUUCAGAGAAACAUCUGUAAAAAAAAAAAAAAAAAUAAAAAAAUAAAUACUGUCCUUAUACCUGCUCAGCAAUAAACAGCAGACAGACAAAGUCAGAGAGCAGCUGGGGAACAUAGUGGAGCAUUUAGCAGCUAAAGAGCCAGAUAUUUCCCUCAGGAGCUGGUGGAGACCAAACACAGAGCUAAAAGAGAGGGAAUACUGAACACAAACACCACAACACACGAGUUAUCAUCAACAAGUUCAACAUAUCAACUUAAAAAAAGUUGGUGAUAUGUCAAUGUUCUGUUCACAGCGUGUUUCUGCUGAAAACAAGUGGCCAAAUAAUCAGUUGUUGCAGGUUUAAGGACUUUAUUUAAGAACAUUUAACUGAUCAAUCAGUCCAUCAAUCACUCAAGAAAGCAUUUGCCGGAUUGAUCAGUAAUGAUCAUGAUAUUUGUUGCAGUCUUGGAUUUAGCACAACAGGGCCCCCUCACCAGAUGUUUUGCGCAGGUACCCGCUGACAGGUUCAUCUCAUGAUUAUAAACCUGGAUUUUGUGUAUGGAGUUUGGUGUAACAAUGUCAUUACUAAGUUAGGUCGGAACUCCUAUAGUAUUAUACAUUACUACAGUAUUUGUACCUGCUCCUCCUCUUUCUGUAGUAUACUAAUCUACUAUAUGUUGUGUACACUAUUCCUUAAUGGGUGUGUAGCGACAUUCAAACACAGCCUCAUGACCUAUGGCCCCUCCAGAUGAGUCUCUGUGAUAUUCCUGAAACCUUCAGGAGCCCCAGACCUCAUCUCAGAGCCGCUGUAAGAUCUGUGAUGUUCGUGGCUGUGCGGUAAACCAGCGCUCUCCGGCGAUGUGAUUUCUGCGUUUGUGGCUGCGUGACACUGCGCGUUUUUUCCUCUCUGCUGCCGACACACACACUUUUCCUCCCUCUUCCUCCUCCUGUCCUCUCUUUCCACCUCCUCCAUCCAUCCAUCCAGGCAGCCCGUCUGGACUCGACACCUCCUCCCUCCUCCGCCUCCUCUCUCUCUACGGCAGAAUAGCGGAGAAGAAGAAAAAAAUCUCAUAUUUCACCAGUGAUAAUAACCACAGCGCUGUCCAUUCACACGCACAUGCGGAGAGAGAGGGGGGGAUCAGCGGCGCUGCAGCAGCGGAUCGCUCGGCUGUCAGACGCAGAGGAAUGAUAAUUAGAAAGAGAUUGACUCGGCAACAAGAAGAAAAAGAGGAAGAAGAAGGAGGAGGAGGAGAGGAGCCGGGCCUGCAGCAGCAGCAGUGAGGCGAGCAGAGGAAUACAUGAAGAAAGAGAGGAGAGGAGGAGGGACUGAACUGAUCACAAUCUGAUCAACAAGAAGAGGAAGAAGAGGAAAAUCCGCGCAGCAGCAGCAGUUGUGUGUUUUUUUGUUGUUUUUUUUUUUUUGGAGAGAGAUGAUAGUGACAGCAACAGCGGAGGAGGAGAGAGAGAGAGAGGGGUGAGCUGGGAUCAAUAAUCCUCCCUCCUCCUCUUCCUCCUCCUCUUCCACCUUCAUCCCUCCAUCACCUCUGCAGGAGCCGCUGAAACCUAAGGAACUGGAAGUGUCAUCCAAAAGGAUGAUAAUGACGCUGAAUCCUGAAUGCCUCAUGGUAUCCAGGGAGAAGACAUACAUCUGACAUGAGAUUUAACCUUUGCUCAACACUUCCCCUGAUAGACCGACUGCAGGAAGACUGGCUGAGUCCUGCAGGUGAACCCAUGGACCAGGAAGAGGUCAACCUCUUGUCUUCCAUGUUUGCUAGAAGAUGAUCUUUGACGAACAUUACGUUUUCAGUUUGUGGAGCGUUGCGUUGUGUUGAUAGCUCAACUUUUGGUUCCAGACUGUUUUGAUUAUGGAGAGGGUCUGAACUGAGCUCAGAAAAUUUUACAGACUGUUUGAUUUGUAGAAUUACCACAGGGGCUCUGACCCCAGGAUUUUAAAUGAGGCCCUGCAGGGAAGCAGGCGAUUAGUCAACUUGUUUGGAAGUUCAUGCAAGGUGGUGCAGACUGAAUUUCUGCUGCAGCACUAGAAAAAACACUUGCACUGGAUGCUGGAAGAGAAAAAUAUCACUUGUGCCAUUUGUGUUGGACAAUCUGCAGCCACUCAACAAUGAUGAUGUGCUGUAUCUUUGAUCCAGAGGGACAAAUAAAGUCUCUGUCAGCUAUGGUCUGCACAGCUGCUUCUUGGAAACCCAUGUUCUGAUAUUCUGCAUGGCGUGCAGAGAGUGGAUACAACUGACUCACUGACGAACACAAAAACAAACAGACUGUUCUGACUGUUGGGGGAGAGGAAGACAAUCUAUCUCCUAGAAAUUUUGUUUUGUUUUAUAACUGUCAUGGGUCUGAACCCCAACAGGAACACCUGACUGAACCAGGGAAUGGUCGACGACUCAAUACACCUCUCCGAUUGGAGCCCAGAAGGACAAGGUCCAUCUUGAUCUUCAAAUCAGUUCUCGAAGAAGAGAAAGUCCUCUCCCCCCCACUUACCUCUUGUGGGGGGGAGGGUGAAGGGUAGUUAAGUUUUUAGGGUGUAGGGCUUAGGGCCAUAGGGUGUAGUUUUGUAGUUUAUUAGACAUUAGCCUUUAGGUUGUAGACUUGACUUUAGAGUUCAUAGUAAGGCAGCUGUGCUCUAGGUCUAGAUAGUAGUUUUAGAUUUUCUCUGUUGUGUUGAGGCUUCAGUUCAGUGUUUAGUCAGUUGUGGUAGUUUGGGCUCAUUUGCCUGUGACACCACUCGACCAGCCUCUCUGGUAUCUAACACUCAGCGAGUUAGCCUUCGGCUCUGCACCAGCUGUAGCUGUGACUCAGGCAGCAUUUCAUCUAGUGCAGACAGCAUUUAGGCUCCUUAGUUUAAAAUUUAGCAUUUGUAAACUUUGGUCACUUGCCAUUUUCCUGGCUUUUAUUUAUCCCAAGGUUCAAAUUAGCCUUUGUGUGCUAACUCUCUGACCAUUGAGCCAUGGAUGCUAAUCAAGGCCCAGGCCAGGGCAGCCCAGAAAGCCCGAACCGGGCCGUGGAAUAUCUUCUUGAACUCAACAACAUCAUCGAGAGCCAGCAGAAGCUUCUAGAAACCCAGCGGCGCCGAAUCGAGGAGCUGGAGGUCCAACUGGACCGCCUCAGCCAGGAGAACAAGGACCUGCGUUUGGACCGGCAACCUGUUGCUCCUCCUCCACCUGCUCCUCCUGAGCCUCCUAUCCCUCCUCCUCCUCCACCGCCUCCGCCGACACAGACCACAUCAACAUCCAUUUCUACAAAAAACCACCACCACCACCACCACCACAACAGCCAACACCAAACUCCUCCCCAGCCUCCUUCCUCCAUCCCCCUUCACCACAGCCACCACCACCAGCAUCAUCAGCAGCACCACCACCACUCCUCCACCCACCACUCCUACAACAGCACCAACAGCACCAGUACAACUGCUAUCCCGGUUCCUGCUCCAGCUUCAGCCCCAACCUCCAUCUCAAUCCCAACCCAAAUUCCGGCUCCGAUGUCCUCCCCAUCCCCGGCUCCACCUCCCCCUCCUCCAAUCCCACCCAGGGAUCAACCCCGGGCCCACAGCCGGCUGACCCGAGUACCCUCCACCAGCACCGGCACCAACACCAACUUCGUGGAGAAAGAAAAGGAGAGGCUUGAGCGACUGCACAGAGCCAAUGCUGCCAACAACCACCACGCCCACACCCUCCACCAUCACAAAUCUGUGGAGGGCGACUCUCAGUGUCCGGAGGCGCUCACUUUUCCUGAUUCGUCUUUCGGCCAUCCGCCUCCCUUCCAUCGCUAUAGCAACAUCCCCCUCUCCAGCCCCUGUGAUCCCUACAGCUCUGCCUCCACCAGCGGGCCCCUGGGAGCCUCCCACAUACACACUCAGGGCAGCUCUCCCAUCUCUCCCCCCAGCCCGGCGAGCCUCGCCUGGGCUCAGCGCAGCAGACACCAGCCGGCCAGCCUGGCGCUCCGCAAGCAAGAGGAGGAGGAGAGCAAACGCUGCAAGGCUCUCUCUGACAGCUAUGAGCUCUCUACAGACCUCCAGGACAAGAAGGUGGAGAUGCUGGAGAGGAAGUAUGGGGGCCAGUUUGUGUCCCGACGGGCAGCGAGGACGAUCCAGACGGCGUUCAGGCAGUACCGCAUGAACAAGAACUUCGAGAGGCUUCGCAGCUCCGCAUCCGAGAGCAGGAUGACCCGGCGCAUCAUCCUGUCCAACAUGAGGAUGCAGUACUCGUUUGAUGAGCGUCAGCCGCAGGGUCAGGGGUCAGCAGGUCAGCAGGGGUCAGAGGACGCAGGAGACAUGGACGACUCCUUCUCUAAGCAGGUGAAGUCCCUGGCCGACUCCAUGGACGACUCCCUCACCUGCCAGUCCGGCCGUGAAGACUCACAAGAAGCGGGGGGAGAGGGGGAGGAGGAGGACGACGACGAGGAUGAGGAGGAGGGAGAUGAAGAGGAGGAAGAGGAGGAGGAGGAAGGGGAGGAGGACGAGGAGGAAGAUGAGGAUGAAGAUUACAGACAGUGUGCAUGGCGCAACACCAGCGCAUCCUCCCGACGCCCCGCUGGCCGGGUGGGAGGAGUGGGGAGAGGAGGCGUGGGCGGAGGUGCCGCCAUGCACGAGGACAGCACCGCCACCUCCUUCAGCGAUGUCACCCUCUACAUGGACGAGGGCUGCCUCCCCUCCUCGCCUCUGUCCCGCCCACCUUCCUCGCCACUUUCCCGUCCCGCCUCCAGUUCUGACACAGACUACUGGGGGGGAGGAGGGGGAGGAGGUGCAGGUGGAAGAGAGGACAGCAGGGACACCGAGGGGGGCAGCAACGCGAGCCGGAGGAGCAGCACCCCCUGUACAGAGUGUCGGGGGGAGUACAGGGGGAGGACAGGAGGAGGAGGAGGAGGAGGAGGAGGAGGAGGACACCUCCCUGUCCUGACCAUUGAACCGCCAAGUGACAGCUCAGUGGACAUGAGUGACAGGUCGGAGCGAGGCUCCAUCGGACGCCUGGUGUACGAACAGGAGCCGUCAGGAGUCGAGCGAGGAGGAGAGAGGGAGAGGAGGGGAGGAGGAGUGGAGGGAGAGACCGGAGAAGAUGAGCGAGGAGGGGGAGGAAGCAGCGAAGCUGACUCGCCACAGGGGACCAUCAAACACAAACCGAACGGUCGCUCGGUCGCCACGGCGCAGGGACAAACCCGCAGCCCCGCCAACGUCCCCCUGCCGAUGCCUUCAGCCCGCACCCUGCCUACACACCCACUCCCUCACCCACUCCAACACCCACAUUCACACCCCCACCCACACCCACAUCCACACCCACACCCACACCCUCACCCGUCGCCCAUCCCCCACCUGCCCACCAUCCUCCACCAUCACCCGCAGUACAGCCAGCCACAUAUCCUGCACAUGCACCACGGGCACGGCGGCAGCCCUUACAUCCAGCACGCGCACCACUUCGCCCAGCACCACUACCAUCACCUGCACCACCAACACCACCACCUCCCCCAUGUUUACCCAGAGCCCCCCUCUUCUCCUCUGCCCUCCCCUGUACCACCGCUUACACCUCUCUCACCCCUGCCGCCGCCACUCACACCCUCACCACUGUCUUCCUCAUCUUCCUCGGCACUCCAAAACAUGGAGGCCCAGCAGCAGCAGCACCUCGCCCACCACCCCCACCUCCACCACCACCACCUGCUCUGCUCGGACGGAGACAACGAGAGCGUCAACUCCACCACCACCAACUCCAACGACGACACCACCGUCAACAACUGCAGCUCCGGCUCGUCGUCGCGUGACAGCCUACGGGAGCCAAUCGGAGGGGCCACACUGGGGAAACAGACCUAUCAGAGAGAGAGCCGCCACAGCUGGGACUCACCCGCCUUCAACAACGACGUGGUGCAGCGGCGGCAGUACCGCAUCGGACUCAACCUGUUUAACAAGAAGCCAGAGAAGGGGAUCCAGUACCUGAUUGAGAGGGGGUUUGUGUCGGACACGCCGGUGGGCAUCGCCAGGUUCAUCCUGGAGAGGAAAGGACUGAGCAGGCAGAUGAUCGGAGAGUUCCUGGGCAGCCGCCAGCAGUUCAACAAGGACGUCCUGGACUGUGUCCUGGAUGAAAUGGAUUUCUCUGGGAUGGAUCUUGACGAUGCUCUGAGGAAGUUCCAGGCUCAGAUUAAAGUUCAGGGUGAAGCGCAGCGGGUGGAGCGACUGGUGGAGGCGUUCAGUCAGCGGUACUGUGUUUGCAACCCGGUGCUGAUCCGGCAGUUCCAGAACCCAGACACCAUCUUCAUCUUGGCGUUUGCCAUCAUCCUCCUGAACACGGACAUGUACAGCCCCAACGUCAAGCCGGAGAGGAAGAUGAAGCUGGAGGACUUCAUCAAGAACCUGCGAGGUGUUGAUAACGGGCAGGACAUCCCGAGGGACCUGCUGGUGGCGAUCUAUGGAAGGAUCCAGAAAUGGGAACUGAGGACCAACGAUGACCACGUGUCCCAGGUCCAGGCGGUGGAGAGGAUGGUAGUCGGCAAGAAGCCUGUGCUGUCGCUGCCUCAUCGCAGGCUGGUUUGCUGCUGUCAGCUGUUCGAGGUUCCAGAUCCGAACAGAGCUCAGAGGAGCGGCGUCCACCAGAGAGAAGUCUUCCUGUUCAACGACCUGCUGAUGGUGACGAAGAUCUUCCAAAAGAAGAAGACUUCGGUUACCUACAGUUUCAGACAAUCGUUUCCUCUGGUGGACAUGCAGGUCCACACCUUCCAAAACACCUACUACCCUCACGGUAUCAGACUGACAUCAGCGAACCCUGGAGGAGAGAGGAAGGUGCUGAUCGUCUUCACGGCUCCGAGCCAGCAGGACCGAGCUCGCUUCACCUCCGACCUCCGGGAGAGCAUCGCAGAGGUGCAGGACAUGGAGAAGUACAGGGUGGAGUCUGAGCUCGAGAAGCAGAAAGGUGUGAUGCGUCCUGGUGUAAUGACAGGGGGAGGACCCGGAGGCGGAGGGACGCCGGGGGGUGGGCCCAACACCGGCGGUGGGCCCAUGAAGAGCGAGGUGGUGAACGGCACCCUGGGUAGGCCGAGCCUCGACGACACAUACGCUUCGGUGGACGGACUCAAACGCACGGCGCUCAGCUCCUCGUUGAGAGACCUCUCAGAAACAGGGAAGCGAGGUCGUAGGAACAGUGUGGGGUCAUUGGACAGUACCAUUGAAGGUUCCAUUAUUAGCAGCCCUCGGCCUCACCAGCAGCGCCCCUUGCCUGCUGGAGGUCUUUCCUACAGCCCCAUAAUGGUUCCUUCGUCUCCAGCAGCCUACCGGCCACACCGCCCUACUCAGAGCCCCGGUACAGGGGUGGGGGGUGGGCCGGGGCUCUGUCACAACCAGGGAGGGGUCACCACCUCCCCACUCGUGAGCGGGGGAGGGGCUGGGGGCGGAGGAGGGAUGGUGGGUGGGGGAGGCCCGACUGGCGGCCUGCUGGGGAAUUUCUUCGGCAGUCGCAGAGGCAAGGUUCCUGGUCCCCUGACGAUGACGUCGCCAACUCCUCAGGGUCCUCCGAGUCCCCUGAUGAUAUCAUCACCCCCCCACUACCCCGCCCCCGCACCUCCCAUCCCCCACCCAUCCUCCCCUUCCCCAUGCCCCUCCCCAUCGGCCAACCUCGGCCAGUCGGACUCGGGAGGAGUUGGAGGGGGAGGAGGUACGGGAGGGGGACCGUCCAAGCUUCAGGCUUUGCACGCCCAGUAUUGCCACGGCAACAGUGGAGGAGGCGGAGUCAGUGUUACUGGGCACCAGCAGCAGCAGACGCCACCCCCACCUUACCACCAUCAUCACCGCUACCACAUGCAGAGCAUCCCGCAGCACCACGCCCUCUCCCACAGGUUCUCUGCCCCCCGACGGCAGGGCCCGCCCGGCUGCGCUCCCUCUCAUACCCAGCAGCUUCAGAGGAUGCAACAUGGCACCGCCCAGCACCCACGGUACACCAUGGGCACGGGCUUCACCACACCCCCACCGCUGUCCCCACACUCCCCCGUCACCCCUACUACCCCACACGGACUCUACCACUCGCACCCCGUGGUGGGCCGGCCGGGUGGAGGCACCAAGCUCCCACUAACCAUCUCGCACUCUCAGCCCCACCCCCACGCUCACACACACUCUCACAACCACGCCGUGCACACACACUCCCCGCUCAGCCCCUCCCCUUCCGCCUCCCCCUCCACCCACUUCAUCUUCUCCACCCCACCGCCCCAGACGCCCUCGGCGCGCCUUGUCACCCAGACACCUCCGCAGCCCUACGCUCCUCAGUAUCCGCCCCUCUCCUCCAUCCCACCUCCCCCUCCGCACUCCCCCUUACCUCCCCCUUCGACCGUCCCGCUCUCCCCGCACCCAGGGGUGGGUGGAGGGCAAGGGGGCGGUCCCAAAUCAAAACCAGUCAGCCGGAUCAGCACGGUCGUGUGAGAAGGCAGAAGGCGAGGACGGUGGUCCGCCACCCCGCCGUGAGCCACCGGGGGGCGGUAAUGAGAGGGAGCAGGAGAGGGAGGAGGAGAGGCGGA